Theileria parva strain Muguga is the source of this 899-nucleotide messenger RNA. RefSeq names its product tRNA (Guanine-1)-methyltransferase family protein (gene trm10). Bases 1 to 816 code for a protein of 271 amino acids. The transcript is spliced from 8 exons. Gene Ontology annotation, biological process: tRNA N1-guanine methylation. Gene Ontology annotation, cellular component: nucleus. Gene Ontology annotation, molecular function: tRNA binding. The record is from RefSeq and is a predicted model, not a curated record. NCBI's taxonomy places the organism in Eukaryota, Apicomplexa, Aconoidasida, Piroplasmida, Theileriidae.
AUGGAAAAUACUGAUACUUUACAAGGGUCAAAUCCCAACGUUCUCAAGAGGUUGCCUCGAAGUCAGAAAAAGCGUCUAAAGAGGGAGAAGAAACGUUUAGCUCGCAGACUAAAGAGGCCAGAAGUAAAAAAGAGGAGGAAAUCAAUUAUGCGUUCCGAGCGUGAAAACCUAUUAUCAUCACUUUCUCCAGAUGAACGGGAGUUAUACAUAACUAAUCUGAGAAGAACAAAUUAUGAGAAGGCAGUCGAACUGAACAAUUUUCUUGAAAAGUCAUACAAAGAGGGCCUUCCUAUUUGCAUAGAUUGUAGUUUUGGAGAGGACAUGAAUUCAAAGGAAAUCAGGAGCCUUGCUAAACAAAUAUCACUUUGCUACAACCUAAUCAAGAAAUAUAAAAUACCUAUAAGGCUAACGUUGACGAGUUUUUCACAAUCUUCAUCUAUUUAUGAAGAUUGCCAGCUUUUCGGUUUUAAUAACUGGAAGGUGCACGUUCAUGAUUGUGGAUUUUGGGAACUUUUUGAUAAGGAUAAGAUUAUUGUUCUCUCUCCGGAUGCCACUGAGUGUUUGGAGGAAUUGUCAAAUGAUAAGGUUUAUGUUAUUGGAGGACUGGUCGACACUAACGUUAAAAAGAACAAGCUAUUGAACAAGGCGAUUUCUCAUAAUAUCAGUGCCAAAUGCCUUCCAAUCAAGAAAUAUGUUCCAAAUUGCAAGAAAACAGUCCUAAAUGUGUCAACAGUUUUUGAAAUUCUUUGCUUAAGGCUUAGUAGCUUCUCUUGGGAAGAAUCCCUUACUAAGUGUUUGCCAUCAAGAUCUCUUUAAUAAUAUCAGUAUAAUAUAUAUUCUAAAUAUCUUGUACAAUUUCCCACACAAUGAAACCAACGGCAAUCUGUAUAAUGUAAAAU